Molecule: messenger RNA, 4553 nt
Organism: Monopterus albus (swamp eel)
Lineage: Eukaryota; Metazoa; Chordata; Actinopteri; Synbranchiformes; Synbranchidae
Gene: hip1
Product: huntingtin interacting protein 1
Exons: 31
Coding region: 266-3310 (1014 amino acids)
Biological process (GO): clathrin coat assembly; endocytosis; actin filament organization
Cellular component (GO): clathrin-coated vesicle; presynapse; cortical actin cytoskeleton
Molecular function (GO): phosphatidylinositol-3,4-bisphosphate binding; phosphatidylinositol-3,5-bisphosphate binding; clathrin light chain binding
Source: RefSeq, a predicted model, not a curated record
GAUGCUGGAAGUCCUCGCCGAUAAGGGAGCACAUAGGGCUUGCAGCGAAAGGACAAGGGACGCGGAAGGAAGCACGGGGGAGCGUUUUAAUACCAAAUCGGGACACAUGUUGAGCUAACGGACCGCGCCACCUCCCCCUCUCCUCCCAGAUGCGUUUGUUUCCUCAGCCGUUUUUCCGUUACUAGUUACUCCGCGUUAGGAUAAAGCCAGCGGAUCUCCUCUCCGGUUCCCAGGAUCCUCGCUCACAGUUUAUGGUUGGACGAUCAUGGAUCUCAGUAAAAUUGCUGUCAGCAUCAAUAAGGCCAUCAACACACAGGAGGUCGCUGUCAAAGAGAAGCAUGCCAGGACCUGCAUCCUGGGGACUCAUCAUGAGAAAGGCGCUCACACUUUCUGGACGGCCGUCAACCGGCUCCCUCUGUCCAGCAACGCGGUGCUCUGCUGGAAGUUCUGCCACGUCUUCCACAAGCUGCUGCGAGACGGACACCCAAACGUGAUAAAGGACUCCAUGAGGAACAAGGCUGAUUUAACUGAUAUGAGCAGGAUGUGGGGUCACCUGAGUGAAGGCUAUGGGAAGCUAUGCAGCAUCUACCUCAAACUACUCAUCACCAAAAUGGAGUUUCACAUCAAAAAUCCCCGUUUCCCAGGCAACCUGCAGAUGUCAAACAGACAACUUGACGAGGCGGGAGAGAACGACGUUAACAACUUCUUCCAGUUGACGGUAGAGAUGUUUGACUACCUGGAAUGUGAGCUCAACCUCUUCCUUGGCGUAUUCAGCUCUCUAGACAUGUCGCGGUCGGUGUCAGUGACGGCAGCGGGUCAGUGUCGUCUGGCCCCUCUCAUCCAAGUCAUCUUGGACUGCAGUCAUCUGUACGACUAUACUGUCAAGCUGCUGUUUAAGCUGCACUCCUGCCUUCCAGCAGACACUCUCCAGGGCCACAGAGAUCGCUUCCAGGAGCAGUUUAAGAAGUUAAAGAGCCUGUUUUAUCGCUCCAGUAACUUGCAGUAUUUCAAGAGGCUGAUUCAGAUCCCACAGUUGCCUGAGAACCCUCCUAACUUCCUGCGUGCGUCAGCUCUGUCAGAGCACAUCAGCCCUGUGGUCGUGAUCCCCGCCGAGUCGUCGUCCCCUGAGUCAGAGCACGUGGUUGAAACAGAUGACCUGGUAGACACAGACAUCCCUGUGCUGCCGGCUGCUUUGGAGACCAAGUUUGACGACCUGUUUGGCACUUCAGCUGCUAUAGAUCCCUUCAACUUCAACAGUCAGAAUGGCAUGCGCAAGGACGACAAAGACCGUCUGAUUGAACAGCUGACGAGGGAGAUCCAGGCCCUCAAAGAUGAGCUGGAGUCUUUCAGACUGGAGAGUGGUCGGUUGUGUCAGGCGCUGAGGGGGCGUGUCAACGAGCUGGAGGCAGAGCUGGCCGAGCAGAGCCACCUGAGGCUGCAGGCUGCAGGAGAGAGCGAGUUCCUGAAGGCUGAGCUGGAUGACUUGCGGAGGGUCAGAGAGGACACCGAGAAGGAGCAGCGGAGCCUGACGGAGAUAGAGAGAAAAGCCCAGGCCAAUGAGCAACGGUACACCAAACUGAAGGAGAAGUACACAGAGCUGGUUCAGAGUCAUGCAGACCUUCUGAGGAAGAAUGCAGAGGUGACCCGGCAGAUGACUGUGGCUCGGGCAGCACAGGAUGAAGUGGAGGCAGUGAGGAAGGAGAUGCAAGAGAAGGUGAAGGCUGCCCAAGAGGCUUCAGACAGGCAGGAGAAGGAACAGCUGGAGCAGCUUCAGGAGCUCCAGAGAGAGCUGGUGUCCACCCGGGUGGAGCUGGACUCCCUGAAGACCACCAUGGCCUCAUCACAACAGUCAAGUGAGGCUCUCGGCACACAGCUGGCUGCCCUGGCGUCUGAGAAGGCUGAGCUGGUGCAGUCUUUGUCGAAGGUGGAGACAGAGCUGGUAGUCCAGGGGCAGGAACUAGAGCGAGUCAAAAGCUCACUGGCGACUGAGCGGGAGAAUGGGGUGAAGACAGCAGAAGCCUUGCAGAAUCAGCUCAAUGAGAAGGAGAGCAGGGAGCAGGCCCUGGAGAGCCAGCUGGUGGCAGCUCGCUGGAGCAGUCUGCAGGCAGCUGUGGAAGAGGCAGAGAAGAUCAUCCGGGACUCACUGGCUCAGAUAGACAACCCGGCACACAUCAGCUCCACCAGCUCCGCAGAUUACCUAGCAUCCAGGUGUCAGGCUUCUUUAAACUGUAUUGAUCGACUCCAUUCUGCCAGAGAGGCUUUCAUAGCAGACAACACGGAUGUGUCUGAGCUGGUACGAGCAGUGACCCAGUGUGGCCACCUGGUGGGCGACGCUAUCGUUCAGGGUAGUGCCACCUCCCACAUGGUGCCUGUGGAGCAAGCUGAUGCCCUGUCUGAGAGUGUGAAACUGUGUGGGACUGAAGCUCUGGCUCUGCUGGGACAGCUGAAGCAACGGGACAGCCUGGCCGCUGCAGACAAGAGCAAGCUGAAGGCAGCUCUCGAGGCCAUCUUAGCCACCGCAGAGAAACUGCGUCCUCGGGGUUUGGAGCUACAGCAGGGUGAGCUGGGAGACCUUGUGGAGCAGGAAAUGGCUGCAACUUCUGCUGCUGUGGAGUCAGCAGCUGCCAGGAUAGAGGAAAUGCUAAACAAGUCUCGAGCAGUUGAUACAGGAAUCAAGAUGGAGGUCAACGAAAGGAUUUUGGCCUCCUGCACGGAGCUGAUGCAGGCGAUCAAGGAGCUCAUUCUGUCAUCCAAAGAUCUGCAAAGGGACAUCGUAGAGAGUGGCAGGGGGGCAGCAUCUAUGAAGGAAUUUUAUGCCAAGAACUCCCGCUGGACUGAGGGGCUGAUCUCUGCCUCCAAAGCUGUGGGAUGGGGCGCUACGGUCAUGGUGGAUGCUGCUGAUCUGGUGGUGCAGGGAAAAGGGAAGUUUGAGGAGUUGAUGGUGUGUUCACAUGAAAUAGCUGCCAGCACAGCACAGCUUGUGGCCGCUUCCAGGGUAAAGGCAGACAAAGGCAGUGCCAACCUGCAGCGUCUCCAGCAGGCAUCCCGAGGCGUCACACAGGCGACUGCAGUUGUUGUGGCCUCCACCAAGUCUGGGAAGUCCCAGAUUGAAGAGACAGAUACAAUGGACUUUUCCAGCAUGACUCUCACACAGAUCAAACGACAGGAAAUGGAUGCACAGGUCCUGGUUCUAGAGCUGGAGACUCGUCUGCAGAAGGAGCGAGAGCGUCUCGGCGAGCUGAGGAAGAAGCAUUACGAGCUGGCCGGCGUAGCAGAGGGCUGGGGCGAGGACGAGGAGGGCACAGGUUGAGACAGCCCUUGCUAUUGCCCCUCUUCUACCAGAGGACCAUCCUCCCUCUGCCCCUUUCUAUUUAUAUACACUUUUCUCCCUUGUUUUCUUCUAUCUUUUUUGUUUCUUUGUUGGUUAUCAAAGCCAGAUGAAAAGGUGCUUUCUUUUUAAGCCUGCUUCUCCACCUGUGUCUGAAGUUUCAAGCACCAAGGGCUCAACAGUGGGGGCGUGUGAGGAAGGAGCAACCAGAUGUAAGGAGUUGGGGGAAAGAAAACGUUACAGGCCACCUUCCCACCCUCGCACCCUGCCCUCGUCUCUCCCGCAGGACUGUGUUGGUGAAAAUCAGCAAUGAAGUUGAUCUACUCUGCUGAGUAUUUAUCAUCAUCAUCAUCUUGUUCCUCUUCUUCCCCUUUUUUAAAAUAUGGUGCUCUGUCAAGGAGUCACAGCAGCGACGCUGUGAGCACAAGUUCUACACCAGACAUCCCAGGAUGCACUGCACAAAGGCCAAACUCUCAGUAGAAAGAGGGGAGAUCGGUGACUGUCUGCCCCAAAAUCAUCUGUUCUUGUGUAACAUAGAUGGCAUGCAUGCACACUUACUCAACCAAGUGUUUUUGUUCAACGUUGUGAGCUCAUAAAGCUGCAGGAGCCUGAACUGCUCUUCGUCACUUUGAUGCUCUCCUGCUCUGUAGUUUCUUUGUAUUCUUUUCUCACUGUGAGUUAUCACCUUAUUAAGUCCAUACCACUACACUGGCUGGUUCAAUGGACUUUCUGCCUUUCACCUCCUCACUAUUGUAACGACUGUGACUGUUAACUUGAGCCGACCUCCCCCUUUUUUUUUUUUUUAAACAGACAUUUGAAUGGAAACUCUUAAAACCGCUCCAUAUUGUCAGUGUGCACUUUCAGAACGGGAAAAGUAGCACAGGUUUUACCUCUUAAGUCUUCCCCUGUGAGCUUUGCCACUGCCGACUACCUCAUGCUACAUCAUCAGAGGUCAGAGGUAGCGAUGCAUCGUGGGGAGGUCUGAUGAGUAAAGAAGUGUUACCUAAACACUAACAGCACAAGGUUCAUUUGGCAAGGGAGUAGUAAUGUUUGAAUUAGGACAGGGAGCAGUGAGAGGUAACCCUAUGUUUCUGAUCUAGAAAACAACACUUUGGGGUCGGCUGCUUUUUCUUGUGUAAUGAAAGUUUUUUUUCUUCUUCUUUCUAACAACAGUUCAAGACUGACAACAAACACAAAGUUGUUUAAUAAAAGUGAAGACCCAUUA